AUAUCUUUCCCAAUCUACAUUUUCGCAGUUACUUAAAUAUUCAAGAAACAAAAUCGAACAGCUCUCUCAAAAAUGGCAGCUCAUUCUCUAACCAAUCUUCCAUGGAAAACACAACCCAAAAUCAAUGCAAAACCCCUUACCUUUCAAAAAGUUUACUCCAAAUCCUUAAUAUCUAGUAACUCUUUUAAACCCUGCAGCUCACUAGACCCACAUACCCAUUUCAAAAAUCUCUCUUUCCAAUCCUCAAUUCCCAGUUUCCACUCUACGCGCCGCUCCAUCUCCGCCACAGCCAUCUCCAGCCUCCCUACUGCGAACCCGGAGAGAUUAGCUUCUGCUGAGAAAGUUCCAAAGUGGACAUGGAGAGCAAUUAAGGCUUUUGCUAUGGCUGAAUUGGAAGCAAGGAAGCUUAAGUAUGCUACUACUGGCACUGAAUCUCUUCUUUUGGGAGUCCUGAUUGAAGGAACUAGUGCAGCUGCAAAGUAUCUAUGGAAAAAUGGAAUUACUCUACUCAAAGUGCGUGAAGAAAUUGUGAAGUUACUUGGAAAGGCCGACAUGUAUUAUUUCCCACCUGAGCAGCCUCCCUUGAUAGAAUCAGCUCAAAAGGCCCUUGAUUGGGCUGUUGAUCACAAACUAAAAUCUGGAGAUAAUGAGGAAGUUACGACAAGUGAUCUAGUUCUCGGCAUCUGGUCAGAAGUCGACUCCCCAGGUUACAAGGUAUUGGCUACACUUGGCUUUAAUGAUGAGAAAGCCAAAGAGCUCGAGUCCUUAAGUUCUGGACCCGGAUUUGUAGAUGGUUGAUGCCUUCAGGUUCUUUUAUGAGCACUUAUGUAAUUCUUUUCAUUCAGAAUUUGAUGAAGAAUUGAAAUUGCAAAUCAUCGAAAAGAGAUGAUCGAGAUGAAACAUUUUCACACAUGAGCUUCAUCCAGUGUUUCACUAGGUCUGUGAUUUUCUUGAA
Messenger RNA from Mercurialis annua (annual mercury), 955 nucleotides. RefSeq names its product ATP-dependent Clp protease ATP-binding subunit CLPT2, chloroplastic-like. NCBI's taxonomy places the organism in Eukaryota, Viridiplantae, Streptophyta, Magnoliopsida, Malpighiales, Euphorbiaceae. Bases 73 to 798 code for a protein of 241 amino acids. The transcript is spliced from 5 exons. The record is from RefSeq and is a predicted model, not a curated record.